This is a messenger RNA of Lycium barbarum (goji berry), 1980 nucleotides long. Its product is annotated as digalactosyldiacylglycerol synthase 2, chloroplastic. Gene Ontology annotation, cellular component: chloroplast outer membrane. NCBI's taxonomy places the organism in Eukaryota, Viridiplantae, Streptophyta, Magnoliopsida, Solanales, Solanaceae. Gene Ontology annotation, biological process: galactolipid biosynthetic process. Bases 235 to 1623 code for a protein of 462 amino acids. The transcript is spliced from 5 exons. The record is from RefSeq and is a predicted model, not a curated record. Gene Ontology annotation, molecular function: digalactosyldiacylglycerol synthase activity.
UGCUUUACAGCCCAUUCUACCUUUUAAAGCCAGUAUGAUUACCAUCAUUAUCUUAUUAUUAUCAUUCCGCUAGGCGUAAUUAUUUAUUUCACCUUAAAAGCACUAAUUAUUCUUCUUUAUUAAGAAAGUGCCCAAACGUGUGGAAUCUUCAAACUUCAGUGUGCGCAGGUGGCCUUUACGGUCUCUGAUUCGUAUGCGAAAGCAGCUGCAAAUAAUUUGCGUUGACAUCCAUAAAUGGAGAAGAAACAGAACAUUUCCAUAUUUACUACUGCAAGCAUCCCAUGGCUGACUGGAACAGCUGUCAAUCCUCUGUUUCGUGCGGCCUAUCUUGCAAAAGAUGGUAGGAUGAAGGUCACUUUGGUUGUUCCCUGGCUGCCUUUGAUAGAUCAGGAACACUUGUUUCCCAAUAAUAUCACAUUCGAUUCACACUUGGAGCAGGAAAAGUAUGUCCGCCAAUGGGUGGAAGAGAGGACUGGAUUUGCGUCGAAUUUUAAUAUACUUUUUUAUCCUGGAAAGUUCUCUAUAGAUAAAAGGAGCAUUCUUGCUUUGGGCGAUAUUACAGUAAUUAUACCAGAUGACGAAGCAGAUAUUGCAGUCCUUGAGGAGCCUGAGCAUCUUACAUGGUAUCAUCACGGGAAGAGAUGGAAAGAAAAAUUUCGCCUGGUUGUAGGAAUUGUUCACACCAAUUAUUGGGAGAUUGUCAGGAGAGAAAGGAACUUAUUGGUAGCACUUCUGAUAAAGUACAUUAAUGGCUGGGUAGUUGAUAUAUAUUGCCACAAGGUCAUCCGGCUAUCUGCAGCAACUCAGGAACUACCGAGAUCUGUGGUCUGCAAUGUGCAUGGAGUUAAUCCAAAGUUCCUUGAAAUUGGGCUGAAAACAAGAGAGAAGCAGCAAAAUGAUAACCAAGCUUUCAAGAAAGGUGUCUACUACAUUGGUAAGAAACUGUGGAACAAGGGGUACAAGGAGCUACUUGAUCUUUUACGUGAUCAUCAAAAGGAACUUUCUGAAUUUGAGAUCGAUUUAUAUGGUAGUGGUGAGGAUUCUGCUGAAAUUGAGGUGGCAGCUAAGAAGUUGGAAUUGGCAGUUAGGGUUCAUCCUGGACGUGAUCAUGCGGAUCCUUUAUUUCACGACUAUAAGGUGCUCCUUAAUCCAAGUACCACGGAUGUAGUUUGUACAACCUCAGCUGAAGCAUUAGCGAUGGGCAAGAUAGUUGUAUGCGCGAACCAUCCGUCAAAUGAAUUCUUCAUGCAGUUCCCAAAUUGUCGAACAUAUGAUGAUGGUGAUGGAUUCGUUAAAGCUAUACACAAGGCAUUGGCUGAUGAACCUGCCCCCUUGACUGAUGCACAAAGGUAUGAGCUUUCUUGGGACGCAGCAACCGAGCGCUUUCUGAAGGCAGCAGAGCUGGAUACUCUAUCAACAAAGAAGCAAUCGAAGACUACUAUUUCAGAGCCUUUUCUCUCUGCAUCACUGAACUUAACCAAAAAACUCGAGGAUGCAUCAGCAUUAGUACACUUCGUAGGGACUGGAUUUCUGAGCUCACAACCUGAUGAAGAGCAAUGUAAAGAACUCGGCUUGGAAGUUCCUCCAAAGAAAACCGGAUUUUCUUCUGGAAAAUGGAUCUAAGGCUGAGUCCAGAGUCUGGCAGGGCAUAUAAUUUCCUUGUUACCAAUCGUAGUAUUGCUUGUGUUUGUCUGCCAAGAAUGUAGGAGUAAUUUUUGUUGUUGUAAUGAAGGGCUUAAGGUGUAGAUCAACAAUCACGAGACUAAUUUGGUGUUGUAUGUUAACUAGCUGAUUCCAGCUCAUUUGGAAUUUGAGGAGCUGAUGCUUGAUAUAAGAAAUAUUAUUCUGUUGUACAUACUCUUUAGGUGGCUUUAUCCAACUUUUAUUUGGGAGAAAGGGUAAAUCGAACAUCCUUGGUUCCAUGAUGUCUUCAGUGUAAGAUGACUGAAUGUUUAAAUAUGAAAAGUUUCUAUUGAUGUA